AUGAGUAGUGCUUAUAACAGUAAAUAUAAAAGACCUAAACAGAAGACUACAAAGACUACAAAUCCAGGAUCAUCAAGACCAAGUAACGAAAGUUCUGUUCAUGGAAAACAGACACGUGAGCCCUUAUGUCCUCUGCUAGCCAAAGACUCAGAAUGGGUAGAUAAUACAUUGCAGCCACUGACGGAAUCUCCUCGUACUAGUGAUGGUUCAAUUGAGGAGGAAGUAUUACAACUCGUGGACUGCGAAGAUGGGCCCCAAAUGAAACCAUUGGCCAUUAUGUUUCCUGAUUUGCUUAAAAAAGAUCCGCAAACAUUACAAGGCGUUCUAAAUAGGGUAAUGUCGACUACAGAAGUAACGCGACAUCUCGUAGAUCUUGGUCAAAAAGCAAACUUUACAUUUAUGAAGAAAGCCGAUCGCUUGAUUCCACCAGAUAAGCAAUGGAUGGAAAGCUUGCCUGAGAACAGUAGUUCUUAUUAUUCGGUUAACUCUGCGGUGGUUAGUAACAAUGUCUCAAGUGAGUAUGAAGCAGGCUGUGAAAUAACGGAAACUGUGAAACGUAAGAUAUUAACGAAAAAGAAGUUAAAUUCUGGAAAUGUUAAUGAACAACAACAGGAAUCCAGCUCCCGGAAUGUAAAAGAAAAAGAUUGUAAUGAGAAAUCAAAUCCUUAA
This is a messenger RNA of Arctia plantaginis, 669 nucleotides long. The record is from the annotation of a GenBank genome assembly. Lineage: Eukaryota; Metazoa; Arthropoda; Insecta; Lepidoptera; Erebidae.